This is a messenger RNA of Paramuricea clavata, 666 nucleotides long. Lineage: Eukaryota; Metazoa; Cnidaria; Anthozoa; Malacalcyonacea; Plexauridae. The record is from the annotation of a GenBank genome assembly.
AUGGAAGAAUCGUAUUUUUAUCAAGAAAAUAACACUGCUGAUCAGCUCGAUGAAAUCUCAAUGAAUUUUAGAGAUUUUGACUUGAUCAAAGGGAUUAAGGAACUAUUUGUUCAGAAAUUGAAGAAUGACGGCUUAGAUGAACGAGAAUUUGCUGAUUUCAGACUCGGGACGAUGAAGAAAUUGAACAACGUUAGCGUUGGUUUGCCCAUUGACGAGUUUUUACGCGAAGCAUAUGUAGGCCUCCUCCAAGCCUUGCUUUGUCUAAAGAGCGAUAACAGGCUUUCUAAUACAAGCAAACGGUUGCUACCACAAAUUUCAAAUGCUCUAAGCGUUAUUCGACAUACUUUGAAAGAACAAGAGAGCCAGAUACCGAAUCUUGAAUUAGAAGCAAGCCAUUAUAGAAAGAAUACAUUGGAUGGUUUGGCUAGCCUCACCGAUAUUUACUUGAGAAGUAAGCCAGAUUACGAAGUGCUCAAGUCAUAUGGCAAUUUCAUCAAAGAUUUUCAGAUUAUCAGCGAGAUUACUGAAAGUUUAGAAGAUUUACAAGAUAAAAUUGAGGUGUUGAAACAAGGGAUCGAAAGGCCUGUUAACGACCACAAUGUAUCGCUGUUUGCUGAGAUCACAGUUGAAAUGGAACAGAGAGUUGAUUUGUCCGGAUUUAUUUGA